AUGCGCCUAUCCUGGGCUGCCUCCCCCUGCGGCCUGGCCUGGGGGCCACUCAUCCUGGGCCUCUGCGGUGUCCUGGCAGCGUCCCAAGCCCAACUGCUGAGGGCGGGGCCCCCCCCAUACCACACGGAGAACCAAACCUGCCGGGACCGGGAAAAGGAGUACUACGAACCCAAGCAUCAGGUCUGCUGCUCCCGCUGCCCCCCAGGCAUGCACGUCUUGGCCGAAUGCAGCCACAGCCGGGACACCGUUUGUGCCCUCUGUCCCGAAAAUUCCUACAACGAGCACUGGAACCAUCUCUCCAUCUGCCAGCUGUGCCGUCCCUGUGACCACAUGCUGGGCUUCGAGGAGACCGUGCCUUGCACCAGCAGACAGAAGACCCAGUGCCGUUGCCAGCCAGGAAUGUUCUGCGUGCACUGGGACACUGAGUGUGUGCACUGUGAGCCGCUCUCUGACUGCCCACCUGGCACCGAGGCCCAGCUGACAGACGAAGUCGGGGCAGCUAACAGAAACUGUGUGCCCUGUAAGGCAGGCCACUUCCAGAACACCUCCUCCCCCAGGGCCCGCUGCCAGCCCCACACAAGGUGUGAGGAGCAGGGCCUGGUGGAGGCAGCUCCAGGCACUGCCCAGUCUGACACCAGCUGCAGAAAUCCACCAGAGCACCCUGAGAUGCCAGGAACUGUGAUGGUACUGGCCAUCCUGCUGCCACUGGCCUCGUUCCUGUUCCUCACCACCGUCCUGGCCUGCACCUGGAAGAGCCACCCCUCUCUCUGCAGGAAGCUGGGAUCCCUGCUCAAGAGGCAUCCAGAGGGAGAGGAAUCAAAUACUGCUGACGGAAGCUGGGAGCCUCCAAGGGUCAACCCACAUUUCCCUGACCUGGUAAAGCCACUUCUGCCCUUCCCUAGAGAUACGGCCCCGGCCUCAGCCAGGCUCCCAGCGCCCCCGAGUUUGGAGGAAGAGGCGCUACAGCAGCAGAGUCCUCUCAGCCAGGCCAGGGAGCUGGAGCCUGAGCUCCCAGAGCAAAGCCAGGUGGCCCAUGGCACCAACGGCAUUCACGUCACCGGCGGGUCUGUGACCGUUACCGGCAACAUCUACAUCUACAAUGGGCCAGUCCUGGGGGGGGCACGGGGCCCCGGAGACCCCCCUGCUUCCCCAGAGCCUCCGUACCCCACCCCUGAAGAGGGUGCCCCUGGCCCUCCCGGGCUCUCUACACCCUACCAGGAGGAUGGCAAAGCUUGGCACCUGGCUGAAACAGAGACACUGGGCUGCCAUGCCCUCUAACAGGGCCAAGGACCCAACUCGUCACCCAUGCCUCUUGGUGUCUGGGAACAGCCAGGAGAAGGGAGGUGCAAGAGCACCUUCUCCCUGAGGCUACCCUACCCACACGGAUUGACCUAGGGCCUGGGUAGGGCCCCUGAGAGGCAGACCGUAAGGGGCUGGGCCUCAGACGCGUCUCCGAGAGCAGGGCCGGGCACUGGCUGGGUAUGUACCCGCCACAAGACUCUCACCACCAUCUGAGCAGGCCUGAGACUUCAUUGCAGACCCUCCUGCCCACUGGGCCUGCAGCAGCUCAGCUUCCGGCACGGACAGGGCAUAUGAUGCUCGCUGCUGCCCACCACGGCGCUCUGCACCCUCAGCGUGGCACAGAAGGAGGCCAGUCCUUGUCACUUGCAAGGACAUCAGUGGGACCUCCAGCAGAUUCGUGGUGCUCAUCCCCAAGCUUCAGAGGCCCUUUGAGAGCCCACACAUCACACGGACUGAAGUAGGCUCUAUAUGAAGAUGGAGUUACAUGGAGGACCACCCCUACCCUCUCCGCCUAGACAGGAAAGGGAGUCAUUAAAAACUGGGGGUUUGGAUACACUUAAUAGGUAGAAGGGAGAGUUUGGGAGGGGGAGGAAAAUGGCAAGUGUAUUUAUAAAUUGUAACCACAUGCAAAUAAAGAAGAGAU
Molecule: messenger RNA, 1945 nt
Organism: Odobenus rosmarus divergens (Pacific walrus)
Lineage: Eukaryota; Metazoa; Chordata; Mammalia; Carnivora; Odobenidae
Gene: LTBR
Product: lymphotoxin beta receptor (TNFR superfamily, member 3)
Exons: 10
Coding region: 1-1278 (425 amino acids)
Biological process (GO): immune response; positive regulation of canonical NF-kappaB signal transduction; hematopoietic or lymphoid organ development
Molecular function (GO): ubiquitin protein ligase binding
Source: RefSeq, a predicted model, not a curated record